AUACCCGGAAGUAAAGCCGCUGUCAUUCGGAUGUUUGGAUGGUUUGUUUUCAAUGCCAAUGGACGAUGUUUGUCACUGUUUAGCAGCUAAAUCAUGAAAUAUCUCACCUCUCGUUAAUGGAAAAAUUAACUUUUACUCUGCUUUCCGGUCACAGACAACGACAGUGACUGACAACGACCGGAGUUAAGUAACGGCAUGAAUUCAUAGCAUAGAAGGUUGUUUUUACUGUAUCAGUUUGAUGUGGAGUCAAUCCAGGUUGCCUCUUUUUUCUUUUUAAGUUAGUCUUUUAAAACCUCGUGGAUGUACACUUUUCCUAAUUUGAGGAAGCAGGCUUCACUGAUGUCUUCACAGAAGGGUGUUUCGCAACAGAAGCCAAGCACAUGUGGACCAAUUCAGCUUCUGGACUGAUCUAACAGACAGUUUCUUCAAGAUGACAGCUAUGGCCUUUGGAGCAAGAGCAGUCCUCCUAAACCUGAGGUACACUAUCCAGAGAGCUGGGUGCUUUACAAGGACAAGACUCCUCCAAAACUCCAGGACAUGUUUGAAUAAAAGAGGGCAGAUUUUAACCCAGGUACCUAAAGUUACAUUGCUGUUUGUGGGAGCAGUCAAUGCAUCAUGCUGUGCAGCAAGAUGCCAAGAAGCAGUUCUUCCAUCUCAAACCACAGAAAGAAAGUCUGUAGCAAGAGUCCAAGUGCACAAACUUAUAUUUUUCCUCCGCCUCAGCCUUCGUGCAUUGGUGCUGCUCCUUAAAUUUGGUCCCCUGGUUCUCCUUUCGCCUUUGACUCUGGUGUCUGCUCGCUGGUCGUCCCGCUGGAUGGGCGCCCUACUCUGGGUGACUGAAGCAUCUGGUCCCACUUUCAUCAAGCUAGGUCAGUGGGCCAGCACCAGGCGGGACAUCUUCCCUCAGGAGUUUUGUGACCGAUUCUCCAAACUCCACGUAAAGGUGCCCCCUCACCCCUGGUCCCACACCAAGCAGUGUCUCCGGAGGGCCUUUGGGGAAGGCUGGAGGAGGGUGUUGAUGUUUGAGAGCAAAGAGCCUGUGGGUUCAGGAUGUGUGGCGCAGGUGUACAGAGGCUGGGCCAAGGCAGACCAGGUGGAGGACCCAGCCUUCCAGUUGCUGGUGGAGCAGAUGGAGAAAGAGGACUUGCUAGAAGCUUGGGAGAUCCCUGGUCUGCGAGGGGUGGCGAGGUCUCUGAGGAAGCUUUGGAGAAGGGGUAAGGAGGAGGAGGGCUAUGAAGAGAGAAGACACUGGGAAAUGUGGCAUGAGGAGAAGGAGCAUCUGAUACCUGUGGCUAUCAAGGUGGUGCAUCCAGGCGUCAGGAGGCAGGUGGAGAUUGACCUACUCCUGAUGAAAGGAGGCAGUUGGCUCCUUCACUGUCUGCCUGGACUGAAGUGGCUCAGUUUGUGUGAGAUAGUGGAUGAGUUUGAGAAGCUCAUGACCAAACAGAUUGAUCUCCGUUUCGAGGCAAAAAACAUCGAGCGUUUCCGGGAGAAUUUCCGUGACGUGAAUUAUGUCAAAUUCCCAACUCCAUUACGACCAUUUGUCACCAGGACCAUCUUAGUGGAAACUUUUGAGGAGAGUGAACCGAUAUCCAACUACCUGAGCUCUGAGAUUCCUCAGGAGGUGAAGCAGAGGAUUGCCAGGAUGGGAGUAGACACCAUGCUUAAAAUGGUUUUUAUUGAUAACUUUGUCCACGGUGAUCUCCAUCCUGGGAACAUUCUGGUCCAGCAUUUGGGACCUCCUCCUGGUUCCAGCGACAGUACAGAGGGGGCCCAUGGGAAGACCACCCUCACUGACUUGUGGGACACGGUGGUGGUCAGCGUCAGGCCAGAGCCGUAUCCUCUCCAGUUGGUGCUGCUGGAUGCUGGCAUCGUAGCUAAACUCAGUGACCACGAUCUUGCCAACUUCAAGGCGGUCUUCACGGCUGUGGUGCUACGACAGGGUGAGCGAGUGGCAGAGUUGAUCCUGAAUCAUGCUCGGGCUAAUGACUGUCAGGACGUCCCACAGUUUAAGAAGGAGAUGGCCGAGCUGGUGGAUCACGCCCUCAGUAACACCCUCUCUCUGGGGAAGAUCCAAGUGGGUGACUUGCUCUCCAGAGUUUUUGGUCUGCUCAUCAAACACAAGGUGAAGCUGGAGAGUAAUUUUGCAUCCAUUGUUUUUGCCAUCAUGGUGCUGGAGGGUCUGGGCAGGUCACUCGAUCCGAACUUGGACAUCCUGGAUUUGGCCAAACCACUGCUGCUAAAGAACUGUGCCUCACUGCUCUGACACACACACACACACACAGACAGCUUAAAUACAGCAGAUCACACAGACAUGCAUCUUUAACUGUAAGAUUACAUACACAGAUAAGACAUUCAUUUGGUUACUCCUCUCAGCAGCGUUUGUGCAAUAUAUCCAAAAAUAUGUCUUGUAUGCAGCAGCUCCACUUAUAAACUCACAGGAGUGAUGUAAGGUACGACAGGAAGCUUCAGGUCUCCUGGAGUCCAUUCUUCAACAGGUCAAAGCUAUUCUGCAGACUUACACAGCAUCAGGCAGUUGAUAUUUAGUGUUGUGGCUAAUAGGUGUGAAGUAGAUCCAUAGAUACAUUACACCUCCUAAGGCCAUGAUUAUAAGAUAUCUAGAUGUUUACAGUGAUAGAUUGAGCUUUGGGUAUAAAACUCUGCCACAUCACUUAAUUUUAGCAACAUAGACGCCACACAUACCUCUUGAGUUUUACAUUUGUGCUGAUUCCACUUUUACCACCAGUAUCUUGACUUCUAUUUCCUGUCUGGUUGUAGCACAAACAUUUCACCCACCAAAAUCAACUUCGAGUAAACAUGCUGUACGAGAGGCACCACUUGUUUAUUGAGUGCUAAUGGAGUCAGACACGUUGGCAGACACACACACGACAUCAGAGAGCAUUUGUAGUGAUUUAAGAUCUAAAAGAAAAAAACUGCCAAAAUCCCAAGUGGAUACUCAAAAAGCAUAUUUACUUUUUAAUGACUAAUAUUGAUCUCAGGAUGUGUUUUAUCACUCUGUUUUUUUAUUGCAUCUAAGUCUAAUGGACCACAUUUGCUUUAGUGUGUGAAUCACAAUGUACUGUAACAAAAGUUCUCUCACACUACAUCAUCGAUGAAGCCUUUGGAUAAUCUCACUCACAUCGGACCUCCUCUUUUAACCUCUCAUUACCUGAGUUAGAACACUUUUAUGUUUUGAACAUUUCAAUAAAGAAAUCAAUCUUA
Molecule: messenger RNA, 3222 nt
Organism: Notolabrus celidotus (New Zealand spotty)
Lineage: Eukaryota; Metazoa; Chordata; Actinopteri; Labriformes; Labridae
Gene: adck2
Product: aarF domain containing kinase 2
Exons: 8
Coding region: 431-2266 (611 amino acids)
Cellular component (GO): mitochondrion
Source: RefSeq, a predicted model, not a curated record